Molecule: messenger RNA, 2513 nt
Organism: Nerophis ophidion (straightnose pipefish)
Lineage: Eukaryota; Metazoa; Chordata; Actinopteri; Syngnathiformes; Syngnathidae
Product: guanine nucleotide-binding protein G(i) subunit alpha-1-like
Exons: 9
Coding region: 367-1431 (354 amino acids)
Biological process (GO): adenylate cyclase-modulating G protein-coupled receptor signaling pathway
Cellular component (GO): heterotrimeric G-protein complex
Molecular function (GO): G protein-coupled receptor binding; GTP binding; GTPase activity
Source: RefSeq, a predicted model, not a curated record
CCUCUUUGGCAUAGAACCGUUUAUCAGCGUCUGGAUGAAGAGAACAGAGAGACAGCGGCGCGAGCUGUCAAUGUCUCGGCGAAAAUACUUUUUUUAUCGCGUUUUUUGGGGGAAAACUUUGUAUUAUGUUUUUAUUUGUAAUUUAUGAUUAGACUUUUAAACGGUGUCAUUGUUACGUUAACAAACCGCUGAAAAAGUGCUUCGAGACAAUUCCCGAACACCCACCAGGACACGUUUGUGCUCCUUUUCCGGGACACUUGUGGAGUUGAACUGUUGAAGCUUUUCCAGCUUCUCUCUGGCGACGUAUGAGCUCCUGAAAAGAAGAAUUUCUACUAUAUUUGUCAAAAAGUUGUUCCGAGAGCCGUCAUGGGCUGCACAAUCAGCGCCGAGGACAAAGCUGCGGUGGAGAGAAGCAAGAUGAUCGAUAAAAACCUUCGAGAAGAUUUAGAGAAGUCCUUGAGAGAAGUGAAGCUGCUUUUACUCGGUGCUGGAGAAUCUGGGAAAAGCACACUAGUGAAGCAAAUGAAAAUCAUUCACGAAGAUGGCUACUCAGAGGAGGAGUGCAGUCAGUACAAAGUGGUAGUCUACAGCAACACCAUCCAGUCCAUCAUGGCCAUUGUCCGGGCCAUGGGGCGCCUAAAGAUAGAGUUUGGGGAUGAGGCCCGGGCGGGUGAUGCCCGUCAGCUGUUUGUGCUGGCCAGUGCAGCAGAGGAAGGUGUGAUGCCAGCGGAGCUCAGCGGCGUGAUCCAACGGUUGUGGAGUGACAGCGGUGUUCAGACCUGCUUUGACAGAUCACGAGAGUACCAGCUUAACGACUCUGCUGCAUACUAUCUGAAUGACUUCGACAGGCUCUGUCAGCCCAACUACAUCCCGACCCAGCAAGAUGUACUGCGGACGCGUGUCAAAACCACAGGAAUCGUGGAAACUCACUUUACCUUCAAAGAGCUUUACUUCAAAAUGUUUGAUGUCGGAGGUCAGCGCUCAGAGAGGAAGAAAUGGAUUCAUUGCUUUGAGGAAGUCACAGCCAUCAUUUUCUGUGUGGCUCUCAAUGACUAUGACCUGGUCUUGGCUGAGGAUGAAGAGAUGAACCGCAUGCAUGAGAGCAUGAAGCUGUUUGACUCUAUCUGCAACAACAAAUGGUUUACAAGAACCUCUAUCAUCCUCUUCCUCAACAAGAAGGACUUGUUUGAGGAGAAGAUAGGCAGGAGUCCUCUUACAAUUUGCUACCCCGAGUACAAAGGUGAAAACACGUAUGAGGAGGCAGCGCAGUACAUCCAAAGCCAGUUUGAAGACUUGAAUAAAAAAAAGGCCAGCAAGGAGAUCUACACCCACUUUACUUGUGCCACAGACACCCAGAAUGUGCAGUUUGUGUUUGACGUUAUCACCGAUGUUAUUAUCAAAAUCAACCUGACGGAUAUCGGACUCUACUAAAGAUUUAGGACCUGAAGGUGUCCCAAGGGGUUUCUGGUGAUCUUGGCUGGUAUCUGGUAACUGCGGGAAAGGCAGAGGGAAUUGUUUUACAAAAGGACUAAGCCGCAACUAUGACAUCCACAAUUUUGGAGACUUGUGUCAUGAUCCCUUUAGUCAUGGCAGAGAGAUGAAGAAAUUUGUGAGAGUGGCUAGCCAAACAAUCACUGUGAGUUAUUUGCUCCUGUGGCAGGUAAAGACUCACCAUCGGUAUGUCUGUUUUUCACAGCUGAUAUGUAAAUUUACCUGGUUCAGUGUUAUCUUGCAAAUCUGUGUUACACAUAGCUUUUAGUUUAAAAACUGGGUUGCUGUAUUUCUUUGUAAAGUAUACGUGCCUUGGAGGACACAGUUUUGUAUUUGGUAAAGAUUAUAUAACACAUACAUAUAAUUCUACUGAACUCCACUGCAGCACAAUCUAACUUUAUGUAGUAUGUUACACUGAACUGUUUUUAUAUUUUUAACUGAGACACGCCACAGCACAGAAUUUCCUAAAAGGGAGUUGAAAAAAUGUCUUGACUAAUGUUAUUCACUUAGUCGGCUCAAUAUCGUUUUCUUUCAGAAUCCAUGAAGACAUGCAUUUAUGUUUCACCGCUCUCACCUCAAGCUAAAGACGACUUUAUUCUUCCCUCACUUCUUGUUCAAAGAAGUCCUAUCAGCCAGUUUUCCCAUUUAGAAUUUGCAUGGCUCUCUCUGCAUUUAUAUUAGCUCAUUUUAGAAUCAUUAGAUGCGGGCUGUGCUCCUUUGUUUGGUUUUAAAUUUAAAAAAUCUUCCACCAGGCGGUCUAUAUCCACCUGAAAGACAUUUAAUGGCCUUUUGCAAACAAAGCCGUAAAGGUUGUGAUACAAAGGGGAAGGAGUUUUUUCAGAAAUAUGUGUUUUGAAGUGAUGGCUGAUCGUGAUCAGCCGUUGCUUGACAUAUACAUUAACAAGUGGGUAGUGGGAAAUGCAGGGAAAAAUUAUUGAAUGCAAGCUUUGGGUUUAUGCAUAAUCAACUAUUGUAAAUAGAGAGACUUCAAAAGACAAGUAAAAUUUUGAUUCACCCACAAA